Molecule: messenger RNA, 705 nt
Organism: Psylliodes chrysocephalus
Lineage: Eukaryota; Metazoa; Arthropoda; Insecta; Coleoptera; Chrysomelidae
Source: the annotation of a GenBank genome assembly
AUGUUCGUGGAAACUUUAGAAUUUCCACAACUAAUAUUAAAAAUAACAAUUAUUACAAAUGUAUCUACCUAUAAUAGUACACCACUGUUUUUCUUGCAGGAAAUCAACUACGACAGCCCUAGAGGCGGAGUAAGCGUCAUCACCGAGAAGGGCGACAACACCGUCAGCUAUUUACUAGUGCAGAGGGCCAGAGACUCAGAUUCUGGAAAAUACACUUGUAAUCCUUCCAACGCUAACCCUAAGACGCUCAUCGUGCAUGUUUUGAAUGACGACGAUAGAACUUACGUACCUCCAAAGAAGAGACACCGCACAUCUAGAUCGAGUUCAUCAUCGUCUUCAAAUUCGUCAUCGUUUUCGAAUUCGUCGUCGUCUUCGAGUUCCAAGUCCUCAACUACCAAACAAAAAAAAAAUAAUAUUAACCAUACCAAUGAGGAGGUGGAAAUUGAUGCCAUCUCUGAUACGCAGGCUAUCUGUGAACAAAGUCUCGAAAACAAUGAGAUUCUUUCUACUGAUUCGAAUUAUCAAAGGGCUAUAAACGUUAAUAUUAAUGAUACCAAUAAGGAGGUGGAAAUUAUGAAUGUCAGUAAUAAUCAACAGAUGCCUGUAACUGGAGGAGCUAUUCUUGACAUCUUUGACACACAGUCUGUUGAGGCUAUCCGUGAACAAAGUCGUCUCAAAAACAAUGAGAUUCUUUCGACUGAUUAG